This is a messenger RNA of Malassezia sympodialis ATCC 42132, 279 nucleotides long. Its product is annotated as Ran-binding domain-containing protein. Gene Ontology annotation, molecular function: GTPase activator activity. Gene Ontology annotation, biological process: nucleocytoplasmic transport. Gene Ontology annotation, cellular component: nuclear pore; cytoplasm. Lineage: Eukaryota; Fungi; Basidiomycota; Malasseziomycetes; Malasseziales; Malasseziaceae. The record is from RefSeq and is a predicted model, not a curated record.
AUGCCUGUGUCGUCCGACAUUAAGCUGCAGCCGAACGUCGGCUCAGACCGCUCGUGGGUAUACAACGUGACGGCGGAUAUCUCCGACGGCGAGCCUGUGGCUGAGACGCUGGCGAUCCGCUUCGCCAACUCGGAAAACGCCGAGCUGUUCAAGAAGGAGUUUGAGGCGGCACAGGAGGCCAACAAGCAGGCAGCCGGUGAGAAGAAGGACGACAGCGAUGCGGCAGCCAAGGCCGGCGACGCCGACGCUGCAUCCAAGGCGGAGGAGAAGAAGGAGUAA